Haemonchus placei is the source of this 417-nucleotide messenger RNA. Lineage: Eukaryota; Metazoa; Nematoda; Chromadorea; Rhabditida; Trichostrongylidae. The record is from the annotation of a GenBank genome assembly.
AUGGAUUCGAUACCCCUAUUCCAACCAGGCGAGAAAAAUAUGGCGGCAUUGCUCAUGGAAAAUUCCAUGGUGAUAGCGUACUGGUCAGAACUUCCCUUACAGAUGCGCCGAUUCAUGAUUGACCUCAUGAAGACGCAAAAAGUGAAUCCAUCGCAUGCUGAACAACUAGCCGACGUUCUUCUCGAAGCGGAUAUACGUGGUCACUACAGCCAUGGCCUUAAUCGAUUGGGUAAGUUGCUGCCUGCCUUCUUGUUCCUUGAUAACUUACUAAAUGGACAAAAAGAAGUGAUCGUUGACUUUCUCCCACAUCAUGUCCACCUGAUUCGAGUUGACUCUGUAGAAACAACAAUUGCAUGUAUGCCUGAGCUCAAGGCUUCUUACAGAUCAAUUUUCCGAUGUGAAGCCAUUGAUUUUUAG